AUGAAGGGUGCUGUUGUAUCAGUGUUGCUGAUGAUAGUGAUGGCUCAGCUUUUGGCUAAGCCAGGAGAGGCGGCUGUGACUUGUUCCCAAGUCGAUGCAUCACUGGCUGCAUGCAUUCCCUAUCUCACAGCAGGUGGCACGCCUGCAGCAUCAUGCUGUGAUGGUGUCAAGAAUCUCAAGGCCAUCACCCCUACCACUGCUGACCGCCAAGCCGCCUGCAACUGCGUUAAGAAAGCUGCUGCUCGCUAUCCCAAUAUUAAGGAAGACGCAGCCUCUUCUCUCCCUAACAAGUGCGGCAUUCAAAUGAAUAUUCCUAUCUCAAAGAACACCAACUGUCAAAAGUAAGUUUAACUAAUUAGUCAUACACCUCUACGCAUUCUUGCUCAUGUACAUAUGCUUUCAAAAAAUUGGACAUUGAUUGACAUUUUUCUUUGUGUUUUUGUGUUUGAUAGCAUCAAUUGAGAUGGAUAAAGGCAAGAAGACAUAAUUAAUAAAGCUGGGGGAGCCUUGAGUUGUGCCAUCAGGACUAGAGAGAAUCCGAUACCUACACAUGUUACUUCAUAAUUAGAAAUUUUGCUGUCAUGUUGGUUAAAGCGGCCUAUCACCAAAAUCUUAUUCUCUCUGUCAUCAAAUACAAUUCAUCAACCAAAAAGUUGAUGAAAUUUAUUAAUCUCCCUGCUUCUCUCUC
Molecule: messenger RNA, 688 nt
Organism: Carica papaya (papaya)
Lineage: Eukaryota; Viridiplantae; Streptophyta; Magnoliopsida; Brassicales; Caricaceae
Source: RefSeq, a predicted model, not a curated record